ACUGACCAAAACUUCCUUCAAGUUGGUACGACAUUUAAAAUUGUUUACAAAACGCUAGUGCAAGUACCUUUAACCUAACGUAAACGUAUAAGCUUCGACUAAAGUGUAAAUUGCAAAUGCAAUGCAGUAAAUUAUGUUUAAUUAUUCAUUUCAAUAUUCGAUAAUUCUGAGACUAUGAUAAGCUUUACUUGUGAAUAAAUAUUUCAUAGUCUUUUAUCAUAAACAGUGAGAGCAUGACUUUUCAGUUAUAAUGAGCAAAUUGAAAACAAAAACUCAAAGUGGAAGUAUUCACCGAGAUUUUGUGUUGCAGGCCCCAAGUGUAUAAUAAUAUAUCAGUUAAAUAAAGUAAAACAUAAGUGAAGAAAAACAGUUUUUGAUUGUAUUUAUGAAGAUAUAAAAAUAUAGUAAAAAUCAUUUCAAUUUGAGAAAUAAUGUUUUUUGCAUGGAGUGGGGAAAGUGGUGACACUUUGUAUACAGAUUUCCAUUAACAUUUGGCAAAACAAAUUUUGUUCAAGAUGAAUUCGAACAGGGAUUAUAAUAUAGCAUCCAGGUACCGAACUAUUCGAAAACACUUGGAUAGUUUAGGUUAUCGACAAGCACUUUCUCUAGAUGCUCUUCCACUUAUUGAAAAAUUGUUGGCCGAUUUAAUACAAACGACUGAUAGUUUUAAACACUUCAAGACUAUAGCACAAGACAAUGUAGAGGCAUGUAGCGAAUUACAACUAUCCAUUGAUCCUUAUAAAUGUGAUAAUGCACGGUUAGUCCAGGAGUGCAAUCAGCUCCACUUGGAUCUCAUUGAGGCAAAGGAAGUUCAUCAUAAACAGGCAAAAGAUCUCAAGAAAAAAAUUUACAAUUUAGAGAGCGAAUGCAACAAUUUACAAUUGGCUUCGUCUAGAAAUCUCAAACGUAUCAAGGAACUUGAAACAGAGUCGGCGCAAAAAAGUAAACGGAUACAGGAGUUGCUUGGAAAAUGUUGCAAGCCUCUGAUAAACAAUGCAGCACUUGCAUCUAAAAAGAAGCCUUGCUAUCCAUUGCGAAAACCUUCUAUAGAAUCUGAUCCUUUGCCCAGACUGAAAGGAAAUUCUUUACCGAGUCUUACCAAAGUUGAACCGGGUGUUAUAGAUUUAUUGGCAAUGGCUGAUCAUAAAAUGAGUUCUCUUAAUCACGAGGUAACAGCACUAAGGGCAGAGUUAUCAAUGCAAACUGACAACGUUUAUACAUUAAAAUCACAGUUGAAUGUAAAGGAGAAAGAGAUAUCAAGACUGAAAAAAAUGUUAGAAGGUGGACGUCCUCAAAGUGCUGUUUCCAAGGACUGUUCUUGUAAAAAAGCUGAUCAAUUUAAUGAACACAAUGGAUAUGAGAAAAGCUUAGGUCCUCACACUAUUUGUCACAGAGGUUGCGAGGCCAGUGAAUUAAAAAUGUUGCAACAAGUCAAACUCGAUCUUGAACAACAAUUAAGGGAAGCUCUCGAUAAGCAACAUGAUGCAAUGUCUCAAGCGAUGAAGCUAGCUGAGAGAAACGAAGAAUUGGAAAAAGAACUCCGUGACAUAGAUCAUAUUGCAUUGGCUGUUGAGGCUGAUUGCAAUACUGCAGUGAAAGAGAAUAACAAACGCGUCAGUCAUCUUCAGGAGAAAUUGGAUAACGUCAUGACUCAAGUUCACGUACUAGAAGGUGAGUUAAUGGUCGAACGUAGGUUAGCACAAGAGUUACGAGCUGAUUUAGAAGCCGGACGUCUGGAAAACCGGAACCUCCAGCGAAAGCUUGAAUCGACAUUGGACGAGAAGAAGCAAAUGACCGAUCGUAUCAACGAAUUAACCGUGAUUGCGUCUCGCGGUCAGCGUCGUUCCCAUUCGCCACCUGUUCAUGAAAAACAAAUGGAGGCGAUGAGAGAUCAAGGAGAUUCAAAAGAUGAUGAAGUCACGAGAGAUUCGAAUGUCGAAGCGAGCAGAAGAAAUUCUCAAAAAUUAAACAUGGAAAAAGACUCUAGAAUCAAUCAACUUCAGUUGACGAUCGACCAGAUUCAGACCGAUCGUGAUUAUUACAAAAACGAGUACAACAGGAUGAAAGAACAAUGCGCGAGAAAUACGGAAUCGGAUAAUGCGGAAUUGUGGGGUCAAGUGUGCGAAUUAAGACGCCAGCUGAUUGAGAAGGAACACGCAGUGUUGGAUUUGCAGAGAGAAAAAAAAGAUCUUUGUCGAGAGAAGUUCGAAUUGGAAUUGCGAUUGCAAUCCGUGAAGUCGGAUCGUAGGAACAGGGGAAAUUCUUGCGGCCAAUGUCGACUCGUCGGCAAUUGCGCUUGUUCGGCUUCUAGAUCGUCAUCCGCUGGCGACUCCAAGACUAUGCUGGAGCGAAUAGAACGAGAACGAGAUGCGGCAAGAGCUGACGUUGAUCGAUUGGUCGAAGAAAGAGACGCUUUACGGGAACGGCUCAAGCUUGCGGUGGAGGCGCAUAAAUUCGAGCAGCAACGGUUGAGGCAAAACCUAUGUCAUGUAGAGAAUCGCUUGAGUCAAUUAGAACGAGAAAGGCAGGAUAUUUUGCUUGCGCAGGGAACGCAACGAGCUACGAUCGGUGGUUUUGAGGAUCAAAUUGAAGAUCUUCGAGAAGAAUUGCGUCGGACAAAACAGGAGCUCACAACUCAGCGUACCCAAUAUUUUCAACUGAGGACAUUGCAAGAUCAAGCGGAUCAAGCGUUGGGCGAUGUUCAGGGUCAGCUGAGUCAGACAGAAGCCGAAUUGUACAAAACGAUGGAUCGAAAUAGAACUCUCGAACAACAGAGGCUGCAGCUCGACAAUGACGUGAAAGGCUUGAAGCAAGAAAUAAAUACAUUGCGGGCAAAUGUAUCUCGAGCUGAACAAGAAAAAGAACAAAUUUUGAUGCAGAUGAACGAGAGAAGCGAAAGAAUCGCGUUAUUGGAGCGUGAGCUCAAGGCCAAAGAGCAAGAAGUAGCUUCGGUUGAGAAACAGUAUCACGAGCUUCAGCAAAAGUAUCAAAUGUGCGUCGAUCAGAGUGCCGAACAAGAACGACGUCUUCGCAACAUGCAGAUGGAGAUGGAAAUAAAUCAACGACAAUUGGCCGCUGCGUCUAACGAUCGCGAUAACGCAGCACAGGAAAAUCGACGACUCCAAGAUGAUUUGGCAGCGGUUACUUGCGAAAUCAGGACUCUUCAGCGUGAGCUCGAAGUCUCGCGGGCUGAGUCUUUCGAUCUUAAGAGACAACUGCAAACCUACGUCAGCGAAGUUCGACGAGCCGAAGAUUUGAUAAACAGAAAAGAGAAUGAGAGAACUGAGAUGUUGAAUCAUUUCCGUAGUCUGAGCCUCGAGGCAACGGUACUGGAGAACAAUAAUCACAGCUUGGAAUCGGAAGCUGCCGAGGCACGAGGAGCUCUUCAAUCAGCUCGUGAUCGUGCCUUGGAUCUCGAACGACAGCUUGCCGAUCGAGAUUGUAUGAUAAGAGGAUACGAGACCCAAAUUACUGAACUGACCCAAACUGUAGCCAGCCUCGAAACUCAAAUAAGGCAACAAAUUGAGCAGCGCCAACGAGCAGAGGCCGAUUUGAACGCGGUGCGAGACCUUUGCGUCAAAUUGGAUCAGCAGAAAGAGUGCCUUGUGAAAGAACUCGGUGACAAAGAGGCGAUGAAGGCGCAGUACGAGGCACAAUUAGCCAGGCUCAAAGCUGAACAAAAUAUGGUACAAGACCAAAUCAAUCGGGAUCACGUGACUGUCGAACGAUUGCAGACACUGCUGGACCAAGCCAGACAAGAGUCCAUGGAUAGUCAAUCGGCUAAUCAAGAAUUACAGUGCGAAAUGUCGAGACUCAAACAAAAAAUGUGCGACUUGAAAACGAAAUUAUCGAACGAAUCUACGGAGUUGAGACGUUAUCAAAAUCAAGCUGCGGAAUACAGCAAACAGAUAAGCGAGCUCCGAAGACAAGUUACGAACGAGAGAUUCGAUCGAGCCAGAAAAGACGAGGAGCACAGGAGAUCCCUGAAUUCCACGCCAGACAGUUUUAACGUAGAUUUAAACGUCGUUAUCUAAUAAAAUAAAAGAGAAAAAGUUUGUGAUUCAAUAAAUCGUGCGCUUGAUUAAAAAUACAGAUACACAGAAAGCGGC
This is a messenger RNA of Venturia canescens, 4109 nucleotides long. RefSeq names its product Centrosomal protein 135kDa (gene Cep135). Lineage: Eukaryota; Metazoa; Arthropoda; Insecta; Hymenoptera; Ichneumonidae. The transcript is spliced from 17 exons. Bases 516 to 4034 code for a protein of 1172 amino acids. The record is from RefSeq and is a predicted model, not a curated record.